UCACCUUGAAAAUGAGUGAUCUGAUUGGACGAGAGUUGUCAUGAGUGCUGAUACAGAGAACAGAGACUUUAACUCCAUGAAUCACUGCAGCUGUUCUAAUAUUGUUGUUAACGUUAUGUUAAUGUUACGUUAACGUUACAUUAACGUUAGAUGUUACAUGUGUGCAGACCCCGUGGUCGUCCCCGUGGAGUCGGAGGAGGACAGAGGAGAACAUUCAGACGCUGAGAAGGAGGAAGACGUCGGGAUCACCUUCGUCGCUCGAAAGGCCGAGACGCCGAAACAACGGCCAAAGUCAGUCCCAGCAGGCUGUCCCAGUCCAUCAGCUGACCCCCCGUCCCCCCCCAGUGAAGACAGCCACCUCCCGUGGAAAGGCGGCGUUGGCUCUCCUCCGCCCUGCGUGUCGGUGGAGGCCACAAAGAUCAUCCCCGUGGACCUCCAGCAGGCCUGGAACCAGAGCAUCUCCUCCCUGGAGAGCAUUUCCUCGCCUCCCGCCCCCGCCGAGCCGGUCCACCCCCGCGUGAGCGCCCUCUCCAGGCUGGGAGGACCCCGCCCGGCCUCCUACACCCCGCCAGGCAGCAUGGCGAGCAGCACCUCCUCUAUCGGCGCUCAGGCAUCGCAGUGCUCCUUCCAUUACCCCGAGAAGAAGAAAGAGGAAGAGGAGGAAGAGGAGGAGGGCGUGGGGGUGUUGCAGGAGAUGCAGCCACUCAUGUCGUCUCUGAAGCCCCCAGGUGCCGUGCCGCCGCCCCCGCCACCACUCAGCUCCGCCCCCGGCUCCGGGAGGAGGAGGAACCCCUGCGUGUACCUGAGGAAUCUGGUGACUGUGCCGCCGCCGGGCAAUUCUGAGUCACACAGCCGAGGCCCCACCCAGCUCUAACCACGCCCCCGAAAGGGCGGAGCAGGAACUUCAC
Larimichthys crocea (large yellow croaker) is the source of this 908-nucleotide messenger RNA. Its product is annotated as sodium/hydrogen exchanger 5. The transcript is spliced from 2 exons. NCBI's taxonomy places the organism in Eukaryota, Metazoa, Chordata, Actinopteri, Sciaenidae. Bases 158 to 874 code for a protein of 238 amino acids. The record is from RefSeq and is a predicted model, not a curated record.